This is a messenger RNA of Anthonomus grandis grandis, 5593 nucleotides long. RefSeq lists its product as uncharacterized. Bases 4047 to 5459 code for a protein of 470 amino acids. The transcript has 8 exons. Gene Ontology annotation, molecular function: ligand-gated sodium channel activity. Gene Ontology annotation, biological process: sodium ion transmembrane transport. Gene Ontology annotation, cellular component: membrane. NCBI's taxonomy places the organism in Eukaryota, Metazoa, Arthropoda, Insecta, Coleoptera, Curculionidae. The record is from RefSeq and is a predicted model, not a curated record.
GGUUAUAUUAAAUACCUCUAAAACUAAAAAUACGCUUGCCAACGUUAUACUGUAAAAUCAACAAAAUGCCAUUCAAAUGAGCAACUUUUGAGUUUCGCCUUUGCUCCUUAAAGAGCCUAAAAAUAGUUUGUUUACUUAAUUUAACGAAAAUAAGAAUUUAUUAUUUUAUGCACCAAAAAUCUAAUGCACAUAUAUCUUAAUUUUCUACAUUAACUGUAUUGACAAUAGAUUGUUUUGAAAAUGCUUUUAAUUUGCUUGAGUUAAUUUGUAAUAAUAAGCAACUAAACUCGUGGGCCACACACAAUAAAUCCAGUUGGAUUUGUUAGUGCGAAACCAAGAGAGAUUCAGCCCAUGUUAUUUUUAGGAUGAACCAAAAAUACAUUUAUUGAGUUCGAACUGGAUUAUCAUUUCGCUACCUACUUAUCCAUUUGAUUUUUUUUGUUUAAUUUUAAAUGUUCGAAAUGUAAAAGCAGGGUCAUCAUCGAAAUUCAGACAGAAGUAGGAUAUUUCCUAAAAAUGAAAAAAUCAGUAGCAAAUCAUUUUUCAUUAUGAUUAUCUGUAGCUAGAUUAAUUUUAAGUUUUAAGAAACGGUCUGCUAUUAAGGAUAAAUGACCGAUACUGAAAAGAGCAAAAUAAUGAAAAGUCAAUUUACUAUUUCCAAAUAAUUACUUUAGAAUGUAUUUUAUUCUUAACUUAAUAUGAAGUUCUUAACAGAUAUUAUGCUACUAACAAGUUAGGAAAGAAAUAAUAAGAUACUCAAGUCUUAAGUUCCAAAUUGGAAAUGGGAAUUGGGUAUGGAUUCAGAUGCGUCUUCUUAUGACCUGAGCAAAGCCUUUGAUUGUGUCUCUCAUGAAAUUUUUAUCCGGAAAUUAAAGUUAGACUAUCUGGAUGUUAAUUGUGUGAGACUAAUUGAGUCCUACCUUCAGGGCCGUGUGUCAACGGAGAGGAGCAUGGGUCAUGGUGUUCUAGAGGAUUCUGUCGUUGGUCCUCUGCUUUACAUUAAUGAUCUUUCUAACGUUUAACAUUUAAAAACUAUUCUUUUUGCAGGUGAUACUAGUAAUGUUAUUAGGUACUCCGCUUCUGAUCCUGUGUUGGACAUGAUAGGCGACAGCAAUAAAAAUAUUCAAGAAUGGUUUUUGCAUCGAAGAUUCACAAGUUAAACUUUAGCUUAAAAAGAAAUUCACUUAAUAUACCAGAUGUGGUCUCACACACAAAAUGUCUAGGAGUUACUUUAGAUGAUAAAUUAACAUGGAAAAUAAACAUAUAUAUCACCUAUCAGGCAGACUAAGUAGAAUGAUUUUCAUGAUAAGGUGCUUAAGGACAAUUACAUCAUUGUCUACUAUUUUGUCAGCCUACCAUGGUUACUUUUCUGCAAAUAUGUGCUAUGCAUUUCUGAACUGGAGCCAUUCUACCCAUCCACAAGAAAUCUUUAAGCUUCAACGGAGAUGUAUCAGAACUAUGGUUAGGAUGAGGUAUAGGGAUUGUUAUCGACAGUACUUCAGAGACCUCCAUAUACUUACAUUUCCUUGGGCCUACAUCUACCAAUGUUUGCUUUACAUUGUUGAUAAUAUCUCACAGUUUAGAACUUAUUCAUAUAUACACCAAUACAACACCAGACAUAGUAGAAAUAUUAUCACAGGCUCUCUAGAACCAGGCGAGGCUCUGACUACUAUUGCGUCCAGUUCUUUAAUGUUAUUCCAGUCCACAAUAAGAAAUCUUGAAGCCAAGAUAUUUUUUAGGAAAAUUAAAUUCUAUUUGGUAAAGGAGGCUGUUAUUCCUUUGAGAAAUAUUUGGAAAGCAAUUUUCUUUAACUGAUGAUUCUGUAUGAAAGUUUGUUCUCUUAAAGAUGUUCUGUUUGUUAUACUUUAUAUGAAUUGUCUUCAACUUUUAAUGUGUAAUAAUUUAAAUUUCUAUUGUUUUAUAUUUAUUUCUAGCCAUUAAACUUACUAUAUCUUGACUUGUACAAACAUAUAUUGUGUAAUGCAUUAAUAAAUAUUUGAUUUGAUUUUAAGUGUGUGUGAAGUAUACUAUCGAAUGCCUUAACUAAGUCCUAUAUGAUAGUUAGAUGGUUUAAAGGGCUCUUGCUGUUUCUUGACAAUAUAACUUUCAUAUAAUACUUCCAAGUAGCCUCCAACAACCUCUCAGUAUUAUAAAGUGGAACGGUCUUAAAAUACGAUAUGUUUGUAUCAAAGAUCUCUGCUGAUCAAACAACUUUUUUUAAAUAAUUGAAUUAUGUGUUUAAAGUAGGAAUUUUGAUCUUAAUAAGUAAUAAUUAAAUUUUGAGAGUUAAUCCUCAACUCAUAGAAUCAAAAAUAUCAAUUAAACAUGAAGCCUCAACUAGAAUCAAAAUUGAUAAAAUGAAAUCAACAAGACUUGCUACAGAAUUAUGUAACCUUAGAUAUUCCUAAUAAUCAAACCCACCAUCAAUAACCUAAAAAAUGAUAAAAAUUAGUCAUAGCAACACACUAAAUUUUACUCAAAGUACAUUUAAAAUAUUCAUCCUUCAUUUAAUUAAAAGAGUUACUGUCAAACCAUUUUCUACCAUUUUCUGGUUAAUCAAAGGAGGUAUUCUCACUCUUAUGGUCUUUGGUGUGGCACUAAAAUUGUUUUGUGAUGUGUUUAGUAAGAAAGACUAUUCAUAUAGCAAUCAAUAUAAGACCUGAGACUUGUUGACUUAAAACCUGAGAAAAACCUAACUCUUGCUUAAGAGGGACUUUUGAGAGAGCUGACAUUUUCCAAAUAUAAGUUAGAUCAUGAGAUAAGUCAUAUAGAGUAAAGGGCAACUAUUUUCAAGCUUCCACUUAAAAAGUCCUGUAGAGAAUAAUAAUAAUGGCUCUAUUAGGUAUCAAAUGAACACUAAAUAAAACAAUCAAAAAUGUUUGUCUAAAGGGCAAAUGCUCAUAUGGUAUAUUAAAUACCAUGACCAAAGGCAAAGGGCAACGUUUAUAAUUCAAAUACAGGACUUAUUAUAUCUGGCUCCUUGUCAUCCAGACUACACCUAGUUUAUAAAGAAUCUCGAACUGAAAAAAUAAAAUUAAAGUAAGCUGUUACGAGAGCCGUAGUUUUAUUUUUAGGAGAAGUUAUUCAGUUUUGUACCGCCGGAUAAAAAUAAUCCGUAGCCAAAGGAUAAUGUGGUCAGGGAUGGAUUAAGCUAGAUUUUUCAGCUUUUACUAGGGAUACACCUGAGGCUUUCCAGCAGAGGGUGAUGAACAAAUAUAGUUCCAUUUUCGUUUACCAAAAAGUACAAUUUCAUAAAUAUUAUUUAGCCAUGCUGUAUUUUCAGUAACCAUAAUGUAAUAUGAACAGGGAGUCUAUAAAUUUAUCGUUAAUUGGAUGUUGGUUAUUUACUCUGUGGCUCAAAAAAUCUCAUAUACUAUAAUUUUAUGCAAAUCGUACCUAAGAGGUUUUUUCCUAAAAUAAGAUUUGGCAUUUAUUAAUUUGCUUACUCCUCUCCUGUAAAAUCCACAUAACUUUCGGGUUAUUGGAACACAUCAGUACGGUUGCCAACACUGCAUAUUAUUAUCUCUCCAUCUCAGGGUGGACUCAACAACUGACUCACACCCGUACAGCACACUGUUUAGCAGUUUGCCUAAUAAUGACCAAUUUUCUAGAAUAGUUAUUAAAAUUAUUACAGUAGUAUUUAGGCUUUUUAAAGAAACUGUUCUGGACCACGGUAAUGAUGGUCGUAAAAAGUAUUAUUUGAAUCUUAAAACCAAUAAUUUAUCUUAUAUUUGAUAUAUCAUUCUGCUUUUGUCUAAUUCACAAUAAAUUCAUAUGCAACCUUAUCUUUUAACUUAUCUACUAAACAUCUGGUAUAUAAACCAUAAAGCACAAACCAAUAAAAAAGUUUCAUAAGCCUAAAAGACUGUUAAUAAAGAUAACACUUUUUGAGGAAAACAGACAUUAAUUAACUAUUUUUCAGAAUUUAUGAUCCCGAUUAAUAGCCAACAAAGUACAUUGUUAAAGCUACUAUUAUUGUUACGGUAUUAUUGUGAUGAGGGGUGUAAAAUAUUUACGUCUUAGAUUAUGAUUAUGCAUUAAACGAAAUGUUACUGGGGUUUGUUAAUUUGAAAAAGUGUUUUUCUAGUCCUAGCCAUUUGCUGAAGUUGCUGGUGCUACUUUCAUGUAUUUGCUUCUCAAUUUACCAGGUUGGGGAAUGUAUCGAAAAGCUAAUAGCUCCACCUAUCACCACUUAUUAUGGAUUUCACCUAAAUCGCAGCAUGUCUUAUCCAUCUGUAACCAUAUGCAGAAGACCGGGGUUUAAAACAAAACAUUUUCCCAAAUAUGGAUUAAGAAAAAACGAAGGAUUACUUUACCAUAACGUUUUUCGGUUUUUCAACUUUACUAGAUAUAGCAUUAAAGAUUUUUUAAACGAAACUACUUAUACUUUUGAAGAAGUUGUUGGAUUGUUGGCGUAUAAUGGAUGUGGAGGAGAGUUGGCAGCUGUCACCUGGAAAUCAUUUGAUACCAUCACCCAAGGCAAGUGCUUUACAUUUCAACCAGGUGAAACCUCCGAUAAGUUUAGCAUCAGUGGAGGGUGGUGGUUUUACAUGCUUCAUGACAUGACCCAACGGUCAGAAGACCACUUUGGUGUGUCAGAAUAUGGAACCAGCGUUUAUGUGCAUCACGAUAGUGAUAUAUUAACAUCUGAAGGCGAGCAAGAAAACAACUUCUUAGAACACAUUUACGUUGAAGCAGCGGAAGAUAUAAGAAUGCAACUAAAAUACCAAUCAUUCAGGAGGGUGAGAAGUAAAGACAACUUAUGCAUUGAUCCUGAGGAAAAUCCCGAGUAUAGUAGGUCAAAAUGCUUAGAGUUGUGUUUCCAGUAUUACGUAGCCAAUCAGACCAAUUGUACGCUUCCUUGGCUUUGGCUUCUUCCAGACGACUGGUUGCCUCAAUGCUCAAACUUUACGCAAGUUCACCGACUGGUUACUGCUUUUUUACCACAUAACCGAAAGGCUGUAGCUGCUAACUGUUCAGAAGAGUGCCCUAAAUCUUGCCACGUGACUCUGUAUACUCCAAAUAUAAUAAGCAGGAAGCAAGUGGCCGAAGAACAAUUUCCUCAUAGUUUUAUUGCAAUGUAUUAUUCUAACAAUAUCGUCACAGAAAUGAUGGAAAUGGAAGGAUAUAAUGCGAAUGCCUUUAUAUCUGAUAUUGGAGGAUCACUUGGAUUUCUCUUAGGUCUUUCAGUAAUUAGUUUUCUAGCAGUGCUAGAGGCAAUAAUAUGUGGUAUAAUUAAAAAAAUAUUUAAAAAAAAGAACGAAAAAUUAGAAGAGGGACAAAACUCGGAAACCCAAAGUAACAUCAGCAGUAACAUAAGCAGCAGUACAAAACUGGAAUCGUUGGGUAAGAGAAAUCAGUCGAUCGAUUCUCGACUCGAGAAUCUUAGGGAUUUCGACACUGAUGAAAUGAGGUGCUUUGAACGGACGUUGGUUGCUCAAGGCACAAGCAGAUACUAAAUUGUUUUAUAAAAUGUCUUCUUACCUGGAAUAAAGAAUUAAGUUUUAUAAAAGUAUAAAAAAUUUCUUUUAUCACUGUAUAAUUUAAAUAAACAAAACACCGACUACUAAAACAUAAAAUUCAUUUAUUUUUC